Molecule: messenger RNA, 444 nt
Organism: Lactuca virosa
Lineage: Eukaryota; Viridiplantae; Streptophyta; Magnoliopsida; Asterales; Asteraceae
Source: the annotation of a GenBank genome assembly
AUGGCUUCAACAGUUUUGGUAAUCAUAGCUUUUCUCCUUACGUUCAACCUUGUUUUCUUCACUCUGGCAUCCUCCACUAAUACCGCAAAAGGCUGCCCACCUCCACCAAAACCUCCAACACCUACAAAACCUUCAACACCUCCAACACCUACAAAAUCUUCAACACCUUCAACCCCUCCCAAAGCUACUUGCCCGACAGACACUCUCAAAUUGGGUGUGUGUGCUAACUUGCUCAACAAUCUUCUCCCCAUAGUAAUAGGAAAUCCAUCAGAGACACCAUGUUGUUCCCUUAUUGCUGGUCUCACAGAUCUUGACGCUGCAGUGUGUCUUUGCACUGCCAUUAAAGCUAAUGUCUUGGGAAUCAACCUCAACGUUCCUGUCUCAUUGAGUGUUUUGCUUAACUACUGUGAAAAGAAGGCCCCAUCUGGCUUCCAAUGCACCUAG